Molecule: messenger RNA, 1006 nt
Organism: Mucor mucedo
Lineage: Eukaryota; Fungi; Mucoromycota; Mucoromycetes; Mucorales; Mucoraceae
Product: GPR1/FUN34/yaaH family-domain-containing protein
Exons: 2
Coding region: 128-784 (218 amino acids)
Cellular component (GO): plasma membrane
Molecular function (GO): acetate transmembrane transporter activity
Source: RefSeq, a predicted model, not a curated record
UGAUUCUCCACUCGCGCAUCAAAAAAAAAAAUAUUUUAGUAUAAAUAGUUCAUAAUUUCCAUUCCCCACAUUUCUUUUUUUAUUAUCUUUAUUAUUUUAUAUCAGUUCCCAAUUAAUAACUUCUAAUAUGUCUGAACACCAAGAUGUUGAAUCCAAGUACCAAGUUACUCACAGCUCACCUCCUCCUAUUGUAGCUGCUCCCACCAUUGCUAACCCUGGUCCCUUGGGUCUUUGUGGUUUCGCUUUGACCACCUUUGUCUUGUCACUUCAUAAUGCUGGUGCCGGUUUACCUGCCACCAGUCCUCAUGGUGUCGUUACUGGCCUUGCCUUUUUCUAUGGUGGUCUUGUUCAGCUCUUGGCUGGUAUGUGGGAGUUCAAGACAGGUAACACAUUUGGUGCUACUGCCUUCUCUUCCUAUGGUGGUUUCUGGUUGUCCUUUGGUAUGAUCUUUAUUCCUGGUGCCAAUAUCACUGGUAGUUACAAAGGCGACACUGCCAUUUUGGAAAAAUCAUUGGGUUAUUACUUGUUAGGUUGGACGAUUUUCACUGGUAUCAUGUUGAUUGCUUCUCAUCGUUCCAAUGUCGGUCUUAUUUCACUCUUCUUUUUCUUGUUCAUCACCUUUAUUAUGUUGACUGCUGGUAAGCUCAACGAAUCCAUUCCUUGUCAAGUGGCCGGUGGUGCCUUGGGUGUCAUUACCGCUUUCAUUGCUUGGUAUAAUGCCCUGUCAGGUUUAUUGACCAAAGAAUCUUCUUACUUUACUUUACCCAUUGGUAGAAUCAAUUAAUUUUUUUUUUUUUUAUUUUUGUAUUUACUAUACACUUUUAUUUAAAAAAAAAAAACAAAAAAAAGCCCCCCCCCAUACCCUAAUUAUAUAUAUGUCCCUACAUAUGUAUACAAACAUCACAGUUAUUAUUAUACUAUUUCUUCUUUUCCUAAUCUGAUCCUACUUUUUUCAUUUAUCCCUAUUAAAAAAUAAUAAACUCACACUCUCUCUUUUUUAUAUCAA